ACCAGUCGCUGUAAAUUUUGACUGGUUAUUUUUACUUCAUACAGCUACAGCCUCUUCCUCUUAUCCACAAAAAUCAUCUCCGGUCUUCAAUGAAGACUAUAUAAUCCAAAGGCCCUUGCCCCUUCCUCUGAUUCGAAGGAUUUCAAGCUUCAUUUUCAGAUAAAAAUGGCGAUGUCGUCAUUGUCACCCGCUACGUCAUCCGUACGCUCCAUUUACCGACAACCCAGAAUAAGCCCUCCCAAAACACUCCUCUCUCUUCAAGGAAAUAAGUUGUCAUGGAGCUCUUCUGCGAGUUAUGUGAAACUUCAAGCAAAGGUUGCUCUUGUUGUAAAAGGGUUGCCAAAGAAGAGGGAUCCAAUCAUCAAGUGUGCCACCAUGGAAGAAAUCGAGGCUGAAAAAUCUCUGAUCGAAAAGAAUGCUAGAGAAAGGAUGGACAAGGCUAUUGACAGUGUGUUAUCAAAUUUUAAUUCUAUAAGGACUGGACGUUCAAAUCCAGCAAUGCUUGAUAAAGUCGAGGUUGAGUACUAUGGUUCACCAGUCAAUUUGAAAACAAUCGCCCAAAUCAGCACUCCAGAUUCAAGCUCUCUCUUAGUGCAGCCUUAUGACAAAUCAAGCUUAAAGUCUAUUGAGAAGGCCAUAGUCAACUCUGAUCUUGGUUUGACUCCAAACAAUGAUGGUGAAGUGAUAAGAUUAUCCAUUCCACAGCUCACAUCAGAAAGGAGAAAGGAGUUGUCAAAAAUUGUUGCUAAGCAGGCUGAGGAUGGGAAGGUAGCUAUCAGAAACAUAAGAAGAGAUGCAAUUAAAUCGUAUGACAAACUUGAAAAGGAGAAAAAACUCUCAGAAGAUAAUGUAAAGGAUUUAUCGGCUGAUUUGCAGAAAGUUACCGAUGAGUAUAUGAAGAAGAUUGAAUCCAUCUUCAAACAGAAAGAAAAGGAAGUGCUCACAGUAUGAUGAGAAUAUGCAUUGGGUUAUAUAUAUGAGAGGGCUACAUCAUCGACCAAUCUAAAAAGACAAGUUUUUAAUCUUUUGAAAUGAAGUUUAUCAACAUGUACGUGUCAUCUUUUUUGCAUUGAUUGUGAUCGAAUGCUAUGUAAUUAUGGUUUUGGUUUCUAAUUUCUUGGCUUGAUUCUGAUGGAAUGUAUUGAAAAAAUAGUAGCGGAUUAAAAAUUGCUAAACACGGGUUUUGA
Lactuca virosa is the source of this 1187-nucleotide messenger RNA. The record is from the annotation of a GenBank genome assembly. NCBI's taxonomy places the organism in Eukaryota, Viridiplantae, Streptophyta, Magnoliopsida, Asterales, Asteraceae.